Oppiella nova is the source of this 1839-nucleotide messenger RNA. The record is from the annotation of a GenBank genome assembly. Lineage: Eukaryota; Metazoa; Arthropoda; Arachnida; Sarcoptiformes; Oppiidae.
AUGUAUCAAAUGAAGUAUUUAUUGACACAAAACACUACCAGACAGUCAGUGCUCGUGACCAUUGGUAUCAUAAUAUCCACUUCUUAUUGGCACAGAAAGCGUUUCCAACGGAUCCCACAAUAUAUGACCAAAAAUAAGCUCAGCUUUAGAACCGCUGCGAUGGACGGCCCCAACAAACCCGUCGACGCCAUACACCUGCAGACAGCCUCGAGUUUUGUCAAACCCAACACCGGCUCCGGGGUUAUCGUCAGGGGCCCGGACUUAGUGCUCACCGCUUGUCAUGUGGUGGAGGACUCUUGGGAACUACGGGUGCAUCAGCUCAUAAGGGAUGCCGCGGGGGACAUACGUACCUCUCCCGACCACUCAUACAUAUAUAAGGCAUACCUCGUGUACGUCGAGCCCCAAAUCGACUGCGCCCUCAUCCGCAUCGUCGACGGCAGCAAACUGUUGACGGCUCCCUUGAAGGCACCGGUAGUUCCCGGCGAAGAGGUGUUGGCCAUCGGAGUGCCCGACGAUAACGACUACUCCAUCAGCGACGGUGUGCUCGGCUGCGCCCGCAGACCCAUGACUGCCAUUUCCGGCGAACAGAGCUUUAACGACCAGAGGGGACACUACAUACAGAGCGACUGUCCCAUUGGUGUCGGCUUUUCCGGCGGUCCGUUGCUUAACAGGAGGCGCGAUGUGAUUGGCAUUAAUUGGGGCGGAAUUCCCUAUAUUCGCAAUACUCUCAGUACGGGAUCUGAUUUGUUCAAUGAUUUCAUCGCAAGAGGUCUGCAAUACGAAGAGCGAAGAGACAGAGACAGCGCUAAAAGGCAUACAUUUAUUGGCGCCAAAACGCCAAUACCCCCAGAAAUCGAUGCCUUGAGAGGACUCCUGAUUUUCAGUAAAAUCAGAUCCAAUUCCCCGCAACAGCUGAAUGAAUUGCAAUUAUAUGACUUAAUCAUAGCAGUGGACAGCCAUCCGAUCGCUACAGUGGCAGACCUGAGACGGUUUAAAAUCUGCGAUAAGAUUGACAUAAAUAUUAAAACUAAAAUCACAAAACUUCACGUUUUCGACGCUUUCGACAAAAACAUUAAGAAUGAGACAAACAUAUUAUUUGUGACAAACAACGACACUGUCUAUGGUUUGGGCUCUAAUACUAAUGGAUGCCUGGGUUUGGGUCACGAGGAUGUCGUGGAAACACCACAAAUUAUACCACAAUUAAGUUGUCAACAAAUUCAACAGUUUAUCAAUGGAAGUGACUUUGUGUUGGCUAUCAAUGACAAUAACCAUGUGUUCAGUUGGGGUCUCAAUAAUCGUGGACAUCUAGCCCUCACCACCGAUGGACAGGUGUACGGGUGGGGCGAUAAUAAUCGUGGACAAGUAGGUUGCGGUUACCAACAAAAUCAAGCCUACGGAUCUAAUGAUAAAUACAUGAAUAAAAUGAUGACUGAAGUGCAGAAUCUGCUAAAAGUUCGCUCUGAAUAUUGUGUUCAGUAUUUCAAUUCAUGGACCGAAAGCAAACACUUCUACAUUCAGAUGGAGUUCUGUUCACAGAAUUUAAGGAAUAUUCUUGAAAUCAAACCACAAGUAUUUGGCCGACAAUCAGGAGAAACCAUGAAUUGUAUCGAGUAUUUCAUUUCGUGUGAAAUAUUCCGUCAGAUCUUAGAAAGUGUUGAAUUUGUUAAGUUAUGCGACUUUGGUUUGGCUGUAGUUCACGACAAAUACAUGAACAGUAAAACAGAUGUAAAGCACACCUCACGGGUGGGAGACAUGCGAUAUAUGGCUCCAGAAGUGCUUCAGAGCACAAGAUAUGACCACAAAUCGGAUGUCUAUUGUUUGGCAAUCAUUGGUUCAGAA